UGCCACCCCAGAGUGAGUGAGUGAGGACUACAAUGCCACUCAGCAGACGUCAUCAUGGUCUGUCCCAACUGGCAACACAACAGCUGGCUCGUCCUGGCCGCUCUACUCCUGUCUGCCAGAGGACAGACAGGCACCGACCCUUGCGCCCCAGUCCAGUGCCAGAACGGAGGAAGUUGCCAGAUUUCCCCUGACAACGUUGCGUUCUGUGCGUGCGCCACGGGAUUCACGGGAAGUCUCUGUGAGGUGGCUGUUGUGGACGAGUGCUCACUGCCCAAUGGUCAUCGGUGCCAGAACAACGCGCGAUGCGUUGAUGAGUUGUCGGGUUACAAGUGUGUUUGUCUGUCUGGCUGGGAAGGAGAUUUUUGUGAGACAGUAAGUUUUUACCCAAGUCUUAAUACUGGUUUUUUGUGGAUGUUGUAG
Molecule: messenger RNA, 420 nt
Organism: Aplysia californica (California sea hare)
Lineage: Eukaryota; Metazoa; Mollusca; Gastropoda; Aplysiida; Aplysiidae
Product: fibropellin-1-like
Exons: 2
Coding region: 55-420 (121 amino acids)
Biological process (GO): heterophilic cell-cell adhesion; establishment or maintenance of epithelial cell apical/basal polarity
Cellular component (GO): plasma membrane; protein-containing complex
Molecular function (GO): calcium ion binding
Source: RefSeq, a predicted model, not a curated record